This is a messenger RNA of Corticium candelabrum, 1316 nucleotides long. RefSeq lists its product as uncharacterized. Bases 15 to 1052 code for a protein of 345 amino acids. The record is from RefSeq and is a predicted model, not a curated record. The transcript is spliced from 2 exons. Lineage: Eukaryota; Metazoa; Porifera; Homoscleromorpha; Homosclerophorida; Plakinidae.
AUCAACAACGGCAAAUGUGGGUCAGACCAAUCUUUCAACGAAGGCGGCAACAGGGACAAUUUCAUAAUCUCCUUGCAGAGAUGAGGCUGAACGACACUGAAAGCCAUUUUCGCUACCUAAGGAUGUCUCGACGAACAUUUGACAAUCUAGUGACGAGAGUAACCCCUUUGCUCAGGAGACGAUCGUAUAGCAGUUGUGAUCGGCCACAGAUCUCUCCAGCUGAACGAUUGGCUUUGACCUUGCGCUUUCUGGCAACUGGCAACUCCCAAGUUUCCCUUUCCUUCAACUUCAGAAUUGGUAGAUCUACUGUAAGUGGAAUCAUCAGGGAAACUUGCUCUGCAUUGUCGACAGUCUUACAACCAGAGUAUGUCAAAGCUCCAUCUAGUGAAGAAGACUGGAGAGAUAUUAGUAAAGAGUUCGAGAAGAUUUGGAACUUUCCUCAUUGUAUUGGUGCAAUUGAUGGCAAGCACAUUGUCAUUCAAGCUCCCUCGUUGUCUGGAUCUUACCAUUAUAAUUACAAGGGAACAUACUCUGUUGUACUACUAGCCAUCUGUGAUGCCCACUAUAGGUUCACCAUUGUUGAUGUUGGAGAUGCAGGUCGACAGAAUGAUAGUGGUGUUCUGUAUAAUUCAACUUUUGAGCAGGCAUUGGAAUCAGGUACCCUGUGUUUGCCAUCAACAAGUGAUCUGCCUGGCACUACUAUUAGGGCACCCUUUGUAUUUGUGGGCGAUGCAGCGUUUCCACUCCGCACUGAUAUGAUGCGCCAAUUUCCAGGAAAAAACCUGGAAGAUCUUCAAGCAGUUUUCAAUUAUCGUCUCAGUCGAUGUAGACGAGUAAUUGAAAACAGCUUUGGAAUUUUAGCAGCCAGGUGGCGCAUUUUACGAAGGCCCAUUAUAGCAUCUCCUGAAAAUGCUGUCAUAUUUACCAAAGCUGCUAUAGCCUUGCAUAAUUUCUCCAAACAACCGAGUCCUCAGUUUACUGUCCUCCCGGAUUCACUGACGCAGAGGAUGGAACUGGAAAUGUUGUGGAGGAAAGUUGGAGGAAUGAAGUAGGCAGUGAAGGAUUGCAAAGAACAGGCCGUGUAGGAAGCAACAUGCUCAGCCGAUCUACUACUGAAGUUAGAGAACUUUUCAGCAACUACUUCUUGUCUUCUCAAGGAGAGCUACAUUGGCAAUAUGACCAUAUCCACCGCACAGGAUACUGAUACGUUCAUUUCGUAUCACCUUAACCGGCUUUUUUAAAAGCCACUACACAAUCAGAGAGAGCAAUCCUGAGAUUGCAGCACAAUAUCUACACACAAACGGUACGUAGGUGGG